AUGGAUGCAGCUUACUUUCUACGUGUGCAGGUGCUGACAUUUCGGCUAAUGGGCUUUGACUUGUGGAAGAGCAACAGCACGAACGAUCAUCCGCAGAUAACGCUCGUGGUCAUCGGCAUGAUGAGCACAUUUUUGGGUCCAUUGUUCUUUUCCAUACUGCAUAACCUGACCAAUGUGAGCAUCAUGAGCGAUGCUAUGGGCUCCCUGCUGGCCAUUAUUCUAACCGUGGUCAAGUAUGCGGUCUUUGUGUAUUAUCGGAAGCACUUCGUUCAGCUGAUCUAUCGCAUACGCGACAUACUAGAGAAUGAGAUGCGAUCAUUGCCGGAGGCAGCUGCCAUUGUGGAAACGGAGAACCGCAGCGAUCAAUGGCUGAGCUUGACGUACAUGCGCUGCUUCUUUGCAGCGUGCAUUUUUGCUGGCAUCAAGCCGAUGGUUAUCAUGAUAACGACGCGGCUGCGGACGGGUCGCACUCACCUGGAGCUGCCGCAUUCGGGCGUCUAUCCGUGGAGCGACCAGGCCGUGUUUCCAUAUGCGCCCACUUACUUCUGGAACUUGAUGGCCAGCUACGGUGCGGUGACCAUGUCCCUGGCCAUGGACACGCUGCUCUUUGCGUUCACGUACAAUGUUUGCGCAGUCUUUAAGAUAGCCCAAUAUCGGAUUCGGCACCUGCUGCCUAUGGACGACGCGCCGCGGCGCGAGUUGGCGGAACUGGUGCAGGUGCUGCAGCUGCAUCAGAUUGGUUUGCAUAUUGGCACCCAGUUGGGCCAGAGUCUGCGACCCCUGGUGUUUAUGCAGUUCUUUGUGACGGCGCUGCAGCUGUGCUUUCUUGGCUUUCAGCUGGCCGACCUGUUUCCCUCGCUGGAAUGCAUCUACUUUGUCUUCUUUGUCAGCUCGUUGCUAAUUGCUCUGUUCAUUUAUUCGCACUGCGGCGAGAACAUGAAACAGGCCAGUGCAGACUUUGCCAUUGCGCUCUACGACAGCAACUGGGUGGACUUUGCCCCAGCCACCAAGCAGGCGCUCAUCUUGGCCAUAAUGCGAGCCCAGCGCCCCUGCCAGCUGAAUGGCUACUUUUUCGAGCCGAACAUGGCCACCUUUUCAGCGGUGGUUCGCUCGGCCAUUUCCUACGUUAUGAUGCUGCGCUCGUUCAAUGCGACAGGCCAGCAGUGA
Drosophila hydei is the source of this 1167-nucleotide messenger RNA. It is a transcript of the gene Or9a, whose product is annotated as odorant receptor 9a. The coding region runs from base 1 to 1167 and encodes 388 amino acids. Lineage: Eukaryota; Metazoa; Arthropoda; Insecta; Diptera; Drosophilidae. The record is from RefSeq and is a predicted model, not a curated record. Gene Ontology annotation, molecular function: olfactory receptor activity; odorant binding. Gene Ontology annotation, cellular component: plasma membrane. Gene Ontology annotation, biological process: sensory perception of smell; detection of chemical stimulus involved in sensory perception of smell. The transcript has 3 exons.